AUGGCUGGCUUAGACUUGGGCUUUGCUUCUCACUUUGUUAAUCAAUUUCAGCACCCUUCCGUCGAUCUCCGCCUGCAGCGGCGGCCGGAUGCCGACGAAGGUUACGGCCAGUUUCACGACGGUGAUGAAGACCACAACAUCUCACAACAACCCAACUCCGGCGGAGAAAUUAUGGGUCGCCGCCCGAGAGGCCGACCGCCCGGUUCGAAAAAUAAACCGAAGCCACCGGUUAUUAGUACCAGAGAAAGCGUUAACACCCUUCAAGCCCACGUCCUGGAAGUCAACACUGGUUGCAAUGUGUUUGACUCGAUCGCCACGUAUGCUCGGAAAUGCCAACGUGGCAUCUGUAUCCUGAGCGGUACUGGCACCGUCACUAAUAUUACCUUGCGACAACCUGCGACCGGUAGCGCCGUUAUCACACUCUCCGACAGGUUUGAGAUAUUAUCUUUGUGGGGUUUGUUUUUGCCUCCGCCGGGGGCGACGAGUUUGAGUAUCUUUCUCUCCGGAGGGAAAGGGCAGGUUAUCGGAGGGAAGGUUGUUGGCUCUUUGAUUGCGUACGGACCGGUGAUUGUCAUCGCUUCGUCGUUUACCAAUGUUGGUUAUGAGAGGCUGCCGUUGGACGANGAAUACAAAGGAGGCGAUAAAAGCCAUGCAUAA
Messenger RNA from Cucurbita maxima (winter squash), 657 nucleotides. Its product is annotated as AT-hook motif nuclear-localized protein 23-like. Gene Ontology annotation, cellular component: nucleus. Bases 1 to 657 code for a protein of 218 amino acids. Gene Ontology annotation, molecular function: DNA-binding transcription factor activity; minor groove of adenine-thymine-rich DNA binding. The transcript is spliced from 2 exons. The record is from RefSeq and is a predicted model, not a curated record. Lineage: Eukaryota; Viridiplantae; Streptophyta; Magnoliopsida; Cucurbitales; Cucurbitaceae.